Halichondria panicea is the source of this 1581-nucleotide messenger RNA. RefSeq names its product E3 ubiquitin-protein ligase RNF25-like. Lineage: Eukaryota; Metazoa; Porifera; Demospongiae; Suberitida; Halichondriidae. The record is from RefSeq and is a predicted model, not a curated record. Gene Ontology annotation, biological process: protein ubiquitination. Gene Ontology annotation, molecular function: ubiquitin protein ligase activity; protein binding. The coding region runs from base 70 to 1503 and encodes 477 amino acids. The transcript has 8 exons. Gene Ontology annotation, cellular component: nucleus.
UUGAAUUGGACUGUGUCUCUGGUACUCGACUGUGUUCUGUCACUUGUACUUGAUCUCUGCAGUGUAUCUAUGGCGUGCUAUGCUCCGUCCAGUGAGAGCCUGUUGAGACAAACAUCCAGACAGUCAUCAAGUGGAGAUUACAAUUCACAUUGUUUCAGUGUGUUCAGUGAUGAACUGGAGUUUCUACAGAAUGUGUAUUUUGACGACUUAACGUACGAGUCAUGUGACCAGGGUAGCCAUAUCCUCCAGUUCCGGGUCACCCCCAGUACAGGAGAUGACAAGGAGAAACAGUACGUCUAUUUGGUGCUCAACAUCACUGUGGCAAAGGAGUACCCUCAUGUCGUUCCUGGGUGCUCGCUAGGGCAGUCUCGUGGUCUCUCAGAUACUCACUUGAAGAGCAUACUAGACGGUCUGUGUCGCAAGUGUGAGGAGCUGUUGGGCUGUGAAAUGAUCUAUCAACUGGUGGAGUUCACGAAAGAGUGUCUCACUGACAACAACUUACCCAGUGGAGAGUGUGCCAUAUGUCUAUCGGGAUUCGAGGAGAGUGAUGAGUUUCAGAAGACGGACUGCUAUCAUUACUUUCAUCUUCCCUGUCUGGCCGACUAUCUUCACUAUUAUCAGAGACAGUUGUUGGAGGACCAAGAGGAGGACAGAAAGGUCGAUAUGAUGCUCAGGAAGAAAACUAGACAGCUCGAGUGCCCCGUAUGUCGUGUAUCUAUAGACACAUCAACCUUGAACUUUGACCCCUCUAAAACAAUGGCAACUCCAGUGAAAAGCAUUGCAUUUCAACCAUCACCCAAAUUGAGAGAAUGGCAAAAUAAAAUGGAGGCAUUACUAUUGAAACAGCGACGGAAAGGCGGAGUGAUUGAUACGAGUCAAUCUGAUGUCAUUGAUGGAACAUGGGUGAGUACUGUUUCCAUCACUAGCAAAAAUGACCAAUCUACAAUCUCUAAAAGUGAAAGCACCGAAGACAUCAAAAAAUCUGAACCAAGCCUAUCAAAAACCUCCCCAAAGACAAACAGGAAGAGAAACGAUUAUUCCCGAGUUAAAAGCUCCACCUAUCAAAGAAACGAUCGCAAACCAAAACAAGAACAAGUAGACGGAACGUCUAAGUCUAGUUUAUAUGGACGAUACAAAAGAGAAGAUAACAAAAGUGGAGCACAUCAGAGUGGGCCGAAAAGAACUAGAGCUCGUGAUCCGGUCAAAAGUGGCAGCUCAAAGAACAAUAAGCACGAAUCAGAAGGAGCCACUUUCAAAAUCCCUGUUUCAAAAACUGUAGUAGGCGAAAUAACGAUAAUGUCUGGAGGAACCGAAUCAAUUUCUACCCGGAUAACAUCAUCAAGUAAAGAAGAUAAUAUUCACAAAAACGAAUCUCGUUCAAAAGAUAGAUCGUAUGUAUCCAAGAUUGGCGAUGGCCGUGAUACUCGAAGGCCCAGGGAAUCGGGAGGUGUAAGAGGGGGGAAACCUGGUUCCAGAGGCCUCGAAACCAAGACAACAAGCUAACGACUCCUCACAUUCUGAACAGUCGUAAUUAUAGGCUUUAAUCAGCUAAUUCAUUAUUAAUUAUUGGUAAAAAAUUCA